UAUCUUUUUGUUCUUGCGUGUGACUUCAUACAUUGGAAGAUAGAUUUUUCACAAGUUCUGUUUCUAGAAAGUCCGUAAGUACAACUAGCUUGCCAUUCUGCUGCUACAACAAUCCGGUGGUGCGUGGUACUUCUCGGUCGGUGCAGGGUCGUCAAAGUCCACUCACAUAAUGUAUUGGGUGUCCUCGUGUUCGCCUUAAGAAUAGCGGAAGACAUAUUACUUCGGUAGAAUGGCACAACAUGUGACAGCUCGUACUCCGGGUCGUUCUUGUUCUCUGUUGUUCGCGUUGUCGGGCCUUCUGCUGGACAGUAGGCUUCUUGCUGCACGCAUCCUCUCGACCGGUGGCCGCGGUCGUGAAGGAGGCCGAACUUCUCUCGUACAAGGGCAAAUCCAAGAACUCACCACCCAGAAAGCUGAUCCCCCGAACGACCUGCGGAAACGGGAAGAGCUCGACGAGGACCGGCUUUCCGCCCUGGAUGACCAACUUGAGGAGCUCGACGAGAAGCGGCGGUCCGUCUUCGCCGACCUGCGCCUGAUCCGCAAGCGCAUUCGCAGAGCAGCCCCAAUUACAGGAGCUCCUGGUCGGGGUGAACAAGCAGACGCGCAGCUCUCUCCCGAACCAGCGCAGGAAACAGGACAAGGAACGGUGCCACCUGCAACUUCCAACAAGGCGUCAGCGAGAGCUGCAGAGGUGGAAAGUAGCUACGCCACUGAGGAAAGUGGCAUUAGCAACACCGGUGCUUCAUCUACCCCUACCGGAAAUCAAGAAUCGCGGCGACCAGAGGUGGCUGCACCCUUCCUUCCCACCGCACAACCACCAACUUCGGUCGGUGAAGCCUACGCGCGGUCGCGCGAACUGGCGCAGGCCGCAGCUGCAAAUCAGGCGGUAGUGCACUUGCACCAGCAGGAAGCAGCCCGGGCGGCGGCAGAAGAAGAACGACUGGAAGCGGAAAACAAGCGCGCGGAAGCGCAGGCGCGCGCGGAGGCCGAGGCCCAGGCGAACGCCCGGCGGGCGGAGGAGGCAGCGGAAGCUGCGCAGCGGUCACGAGCCCUGGCCGAGGAGCAGGCGCGCGCACGAUUAGCGGCCCCACGUACACUUCCGAUUAUGUGGAUUUUCUCAUUUUCAACAAGAUGAUUGAACUUAUACAUGCAGCACGUGAAGAUGCAUAAAUUUCAGAUUGACUCGCUUACUAAGCCGCACAAGAACGCGGCACUCUAUGAUAGAUGACGUUCGAUGCUUAUUCGAGAUAAACUUUUCCACAGAGGAAGAUCCGGACAACGCGUUUCGGCAGUACAUGAGAGAGGAGGAUGGUGAGGACGAAAUGACCAAUCCCGAGUACCAGGAAUCGGCCGCGGCGCUGUCGCGCUCCACGGGGUGGCAGCAGGACACGAUCGAGGGCAAAGCCAACGACGCGGUGCGCUCACUCACGAACGCGAUUGGCGGAAAGAAGGUGGUCCGCUCUCUGCAGGGCAUGCUGGCGGGGCUGGGCCGCUGAUUUUGGUCAGACUCAGAACGCUAAUCUCGUGCUCUGCUGGAGCUGAUUGAUAUCUGCAUUUGAACACUAGUUCUAGUACUGUACCGUUGAUUGAUAUCAGAACAAAAUUAUCUUUUCCGAAGACAAGCAGUGUUGCUGUGCAUGACAAGCAAUGUUUCCUCUUUUCCAAAUAUCUCACUGCUGCUGUGGAUGAAAAGCCAAAUUUUAGAAUCAAUGCGUGUAGCAGUACUGAUCGCGUC
Messenger RNA from Amoebophrya sp. A120, 1735 nucleotides. NCBI's taxonomy places the organism in Eukaryota, Dinophyceae, Syndiniales, Amoebophryaceae. The record is from the annotation of a GenBank genome assembly.